UCAAAUAAUAUUUCUGGCGGGAUAAAGUAUUGACGUUCCAGGAGAAUAUAUUUUGGGCGAUUAGAUGUCACAGCCGCAACCAUUACAAAUGCGAAUUCUUCAUUUACUGUCGGAGGCCUCAAUCCGGAUUAGAGACUUACGGAUAUAGGUUCUGAUUGCUCUUUUUGGGUGCGAACAUUCACCUCGAGCUUUCAAUACCCGGGGGAAUACAAGUCCGCAUCUGUUCUGCCUAAGGACUCGCUUUUGACAAAGCCGUGAGUAUUUGGCUGAGCAUAACAGAUCAGUCUGUACUUAAUCUUCUGAGCAAUCAGUAAACAAGUUCACAAACUUCUGGGGCGACUCCAUAUAUUCCUGGAGGAACAAAGUUAUUGAUUCAGCGGUGUGUGAUGGUUUAUGGUGAAACUUGAGGAAUUGAAUCUAUGCACUGGGUAAUUUCUAUUUUGUAAUAGCUAGCGACUUAUAACGUGUUCCAAAUCGUUUGCAAUCCAAGGCCACCGGUGCGAUCUAUUUCUGCAAAUUAAGGACAGGUUCUAAAAUUGCUCCCGAAUAUUAAUAUUCUGGAGAUCUAUGAAAAUUGUUAGAUACAGCAAUGGCAGGCCAGUCUGAUCCUCAACUGUCACUAUUCUCCGCAGGAGAGGCAAGCUCUCCAUUCUCCAUGUUGAAUUUCUCGCAGAGGAUGAGAUGACAAAUAUUAUUCCUAAUGUUCGGAUGGAUGCUUUGAAUAUGAUUUGUGGAGAUUUUGGUCCUUUUCGCCCACAAAUACCUGUCAAAGUUCCACUAUGGCUGGCCAUUGCACUAAAGAAACGUGGCAAGUGUAGAAUACAAUCACCAGAUUGGAUGUGUGUUGAGAGGUUGACACAAGUUCUAGAUUCUGAGCGCGAAGCUCCCAGAGAAUUUGAACCAUUGCCAUUCCAUUACGUGGAAAUAUCAAGACUGCUUUUUGACUAUGCACGCGAUGACAUACCAGAUAUCUACCUAGUCAGGUCAUUAUUAGAGGAUAUUAGGGAUGUAAGAUUUCACAAGGUCGAGACUGGUUUAGAGUUAAUUAAUUCAAGAAAUCAUGGAAUGAAGUUAAAAAACCUUUCUGCAAUGGAGGUAAAUCUAGUACGCCCGUUUAUGGUGAGAGCUUUUCAAGCUUUCGAUAAGCAUGAUUCUGGAGAUCAACAAGGCUUAGAUGGAAACAGCCAACCUACAUCUACAGACCGGGGCAAAAGACGUAUGCUUCGACCUCGGUAGACACUCCAGAUGUUACUGCUAACCCACAGAUUCUCAGGUAGAAAAUUCAAGAAUGACUACAGUUUGUACCAUGGAAUAUGCUAAUGUUAUCCUCAUAACAUAUGUAAUUUGAAAAAUCUUACAAGGCAUUAAUAAUAUGCAUUUCGAGCAGGCAAAUACAACAGUAUUCUGUCUCAGUAAAGACUAAAAGUUGCCUUGUAUACAAUGAAAGCUAACAGUUUGGUAGUGCACCCUUUGUUGAUAGUGGCUUCUGUUUAAAAUUUCAAUUUUGUCUUUAAUUUCUUCUAGGACUAAUAAGUGAAUUGACUACGCAUAUAUAAAUGUUAAAAGAGCUAUUUUGAAUUCUGAUACUUCAACAAUUGAAAAAUGUUUUCUUUUGUUUUUGGUAUUGGAUCACAUAGAAAUUGAUGAUUUAUGUAGUCAGGCCAAAAAAUUAUUGAGA
Molecule: messenger RNA, 1678 nt
Organism: Cryptomeria japonica (Japanese cedar)
Lineage: Eukaryota; Viridiplantae; Streptophyta; Pinopsida; Cupressales; Cupressaceae
Product: DNA replication complex GINS protein PSF2
Exons: 9
Coding region: 682-1236 (184 amino acids)
Biological process (GO): double-strand break repair via break-induced replication; DNA replication
Cellular component (GO): GINS complex; nucleus
Source: RefSeq, a predicted model, not a curated record